AAGAUAAAUAACAAAGCAAAAUACAUAAUAGACUUCAUUUUUCAAGUAUACACAGAACCCUAUAUUUUGGUGUUUGAGUCAUGUGCUCAUACUCACAUGAUACAACAAGUAUAUCAGUAAAUUGUUUGAGGAGAAUGGAGAUGAAGAAGGAUUUCAAUAUUUUUAUUGUCUGCACUUUUUUAAAAUUACACAAGGCACAUCUCCCUGAAGAACCCUCUAUUCAAAUGGUAGACAUUGAGUAAUAUGUCUGCAGCUAAUAACUCACCUAAUGAGAUGUUGGGAAAUGAAAGAAACCAAAUGAUUUCAUAGACAGCUACAUCCUGAUUGGUCCCUCAGUUGCCAAUCUCCUGUAACUGAGUUUAAAUUCUUUCUACAAACUCAUUGAGAACCAAAGGGUAAAAUUUUUCACCAAAGCAACCUGGAGAAAUCUGCUGGAUUUUGAGCACUAUUUCACCUGUACAUUUUGCCUAGUGGAUGCAAAGGUAACAUUGCUGGACCAUGUUUCAAAUAUAACAUCAACCUUUUUUUUAAGUAUCACCUUCUCUCAAAAGGAAAAAAAAUACUGUGAAAGAGUAAUACUAUUUUGUUGUUACAGGUAGCAAUUUGAAACAUGAAGACUGCCAUUCUACUGUUUUGUCUUCUAGGAUCAACUCAGUCAUUACCAAAGCAGCUCAACCCUGCUCUGGAACUUCCUCCCACAAAACAGGCUCCGGAUCAGGAAACACCACUGAACCAACAGCAGCCAACUCAGGUAAGCGUCCUACAAGAAGGAACUCUACAAACCAGCAAAGGAAACGUGCUAAUACCAGUGGAUUUAAAGUCAAGACGCAACAAAAGACAGAAGAUUUUCCUAAAUCCUGCUGCAGGAAUGGCACCAGGUGCCCAGACCCUCCCAUUGACCCUGGAGAAGCUGGACGGUCAACAGCAGCUGCAACCACAAAUAUUACCAAUUAUUGUAGCACAACUUGGAACCCAGGGCACUAUCCUAAGUUCAGAGGAAGUGCCAGCCGCCCCACACAUCUUCACCGGCCUCCUCCUCCAUCCCUUGUUCACCAGUCAGACAGCGGCUAAUGCAGAUAGCCAGGAUGAAGUCCUUCCUACAGGACAAGCAGGGGUCAAUCCUGCCAUCCGGGCAACCCCCGCGGAUGAUGACAUUGGAGUGACCACCCCCGCGGGCAUCCAGAGGAGCACACCUGUGACCGAGGAAACCACCUCGGAGUCACCAAAGGGUAAGUUUGUCCAGCUGGGAAAAUGCCCUUGGCCGUGCCAGGCAUCUGUACAAUGGGAGAAAAGGGUUCUUGGCCUUGCUUGAACAAAUGCAGAUCUCAAUAAAUUCAGGGCACCUCUUUACUCACUCACAGCUUAUGCCAGCCAUGUGAGAGAAUGUUUUUACUGGACUACCAAUCCUAUGGGAUUUACCCUGGAAGAAGACACUUAAUCCCUGGUAUAACAUACUUUCCAUCAUAGGUGAGAGCUGGGAAUAUAUAAGAGCAGCUCUUCUCCUUACCUGUCUAUCUCUCACUCAACACAUGAGGGUCCUUACACACACACACACGCGUGCACACGCACGCACACCAAAGCAGACACUUCAGUUCAUCACAGCCCUCUUCCUGCUCACUGAUCGUGAUGAACCUCAGAAAUUCCUAAUAUUGCAAGCAGCCACUAGUAAUAGCUUGAAGUCAGCACAGUAGAUAAACCCGCCUGAAGGAGUGGGACUUAAGAAAUGUUGCAAAACUAAACUUUCCUUUCACGAGCAAGAAAAGGUUAUAGUUUAAUGGGUGAAGAUACCUAGAGCCAAAUAUCUAUAAGUAACAGAAGAUGACUUCAUAUUGCUAUUCCUAGUUCCAGAAAAGAAAUUUUGAUGUCAGGUCAAAAUGGUUUAA
Messenger RNA from Oryctolagus cuniculus (rabbit), 1883 nucleotides. NCBI's taxonomy places the organism in Eukaryota, Metazoa, Chordata, Mammalia, Lagomorpha, Leporidae. The record is from RefSeq and is a predicted model, not a curated record.